ACAGCACCGGGGGACUACAGCAGAGUCACCACCACCAGCAGCUGCAUCACCAUCACCAUCAAUAUUACCGAUAACGCUACAUCACAUCUACCGCAAGCAGCCAUUCUACAGGUUUCAACGCCUACACCUACAGCGAGGCUGUGGGUCCCCAGACGGAGGAGGUGUAGUCGGUCAGUCAGGGGGGGUUUCUCCCACUCUCGCUCCCUCUCCCUGCACCCAGCUCAGCAUGCCCCAGCCCCUGAGCACCUCCAUAGCUCUCCCAGCUCCACUACCAUGUGUAGAUGGACAGUGACAAAAGGUGCACCGGUCGCCUGGUUCUCCACCUGCCCCUGCUACAGACCUCCUUCACUCGUCCUCUCCCUCACCUUCCUCCUCCUGCUCCUCCUGCUCGGACCCUCCUCGUCCGCACCCCUGUCCGCUUUAUCAUCAUCAGACUCACACAAUGCAAAACCACGAGGGAAUCCUCCGCACGCCUUCAUCUCACGCCCUUCAUCUCCUUCCUCAUCGCCCGCACCGCUGCACGCAUCCUCCGCGAGGUUGCCACGGGCGACCAACGUGUCGUCGUCCUCCGCGACGGUCAUCGGGCGCCACGUGCGGAGCAGCUACAACCAUCUCCAAGGAGACGUGCGAAGGAGGAAACUGUUCUCCUUCCAGAAAUUCUUCCUUCGCAUCGACAAGAAAGGAAAAGUUAAUGGCACCAAAAGUGAGGAUGAUCCAUACAGCAUGUUGGAGAUCAAGUCGGUGGAUGUGGGAGUCGUGGCCAUCAGGGGCCUCAGCAGUAACUACUACCUGGCAAUCAGCAAGAAGGGAGAGCUAUACGGAGCGAGGGACUUUGGUCCGGACUGCCGUCUGAUUGAACGCAUUGAGGAGAACAAGUACAACACCUACGCUUCAGCAGAGUGGCGCAACAAGAAGAAGCACAUGUUUGUGGGACUGAACGCCAACGGCAAGCCAAUGAGGGGGAAGAAGACACGGAGGAAAAACACUGCCACUCACUUCCUGCCCAUUGUGGUAACACCACGAUGAUUGGACAUAUUGGCCACGACAGAGCUCUGCCCACUGCAGGGCAUCGGACUUCUUUGGAGUUACAGCGAUGGCUACAUUGGACAGAUCUGAAUCAGAUCUGAAUGAUGCACUGAGGAGGAACAGAAUGGAAACCUAUGGACAUUUUAUCUCUGUUGGAUAAAGACAUUUCUAUUUUUAAAGAAAGAAAUAAGAUAUAUUGCUAUACAAUGUAUAUAUUAUUUUCUGUUUUAAGUUAUCAAGUACAUUGGCACAGUAGAAAAUAUGAAAAGAAAUUACUUCUGUGCCAAAAUGUGAUCAGUAACUCACAUUUCUAGAUUUGUGUGCAUGUGAAGCGCUUGGCUGGGAAGAAAUUAAAUGAUAGAAUGUGUAAGGGAGGAAAAGAAAAAAGACAAGAAGAGGAAGUAUUGAUAGAAGGCUGAUUGAUAGAAAAGGAGGAGAAAUGAACAAGGAAAGCAGAAAAUGGAAAUGAUGAGAAAGAGUUGAGAGUCAAGAAGCCCCAACACAACAGCAAGUCUAACACUAUCAUGUUUUUUUUUUUCUUUAAAUUUAUUUAUUUUGUGUAAUAUUUAACAAAAAAAGAACAAAAACACAAAAAGGACAAAUUCUUGUCUUUUUUACCAUUUAUGCUUCUCUUUUUGAAUACUAAUCAUUUAAACCUGAAUAAAUAUAAAAAAUAUAUUUGUCUUUAAGUUGUUUGACUGACUUUGAAUCUUUUUUUUAGAUAUUUUCACAUAGGGCUGGGCAAUAUGACGACAUAUAUCGUCAAAACAAUAUAAAAAUGUCUAUCAUAUAUUUUUGUCUAUAUCGUUUCUAUUGCGAUAUACGCUAGGCCUAUAUUUAUUUAUUCUCACUAUAUUUAUUUCAUUUAAAACUAAUAAAAUACUCAGUACUUUUUAUUUGUCAAGUAUUUAAUUCACACAGGAGUAUACAAAAAUAAGCGUUACCAUGUGG
Molecule: messenger RNA, 1977 nt
Organism: Sebastes umbrosus (honeycomb rockfish)
Lineage: Eukaryota; Metazoa; Chordata; Actinopteri; Perciformes; Sebastidae
Product: fibroblast growth factor 9-like
Exons: 3
Biological process (GO): limb development; positive regulation of ERK1 and ERK2 cascade; positive regulation of epithelial cell migration
Cellular component (GO): cytoplasm
Molecular function (GO): chemoattractant activity; type 2 fibroblast growth factor receptor binding; growth factor activity
Source: RefSeq, a predicted model, not a curated record